CGCAGUCCGUCGUUGAUCUUGAUCUAAGUGGAAGCGUAGGUAAAUAUCAUUAUCACGUCGAAGUUGUGUGCUGUAGUGUGUGCCAUGGGUGUGUUUGUAAGUGUAUGCGGCAAUCCAAUUGGCCACGACUGCUAUGGCGUAUUGUCGAAGAAAUCGGCCGUGUUUUAGUUUCGCACUCCUGUCGUCAGCAACGAGCCAGACAUGCUUCCCCCACGAACAAGCGGAGCGGCAAAUCCGGCACCAGUCUCGGGACCAACCGAAGAUGUUAGCACCGCCAAAUCACAGCCAAACGUCGAGAAGGACAAAAAUGCCACCACGAGUAUCCUCUUUUCCCUUCUCACCUCACUCUACGACCUCCCACAAACGUCUUCCUUCCUUUCCUUGAAACGCGAAGCGGAGGAGCGGGGGAACCAGUUACAGCUGUACUUCACGAAGUCCGAAGCUCGGGACAAAACCGCGCGUUUAGUGCAGUACUUUUGCAAGGCGCUCACCGGAUUCUGCACUUAUUUCCUGAAAGAACGGCCGGAGAAGCUUACCGAGUUAGUCUCUUCGCUUCUCCUCCAGCGGUGGUUUUUGUUCCUUUUCUCGUCCCCGUCGUGGUCCGAGGUUUUUUCAUCUUCUACCGCGAACGACAAUUCUAGUACUGCCUCGAUUACAUCACUAACCGCUGAAAAUGUCGCACUCUCAUCUGCGCUCAAAGCCUCCUUCGAGCAGAUCAAUACGAAGGCGAAAUCGGUGCAAACCGCGAUGUCCGACGCGAGGCGGACGCACCGGUGGGCCAAGGAGUUCAUUGUGUUGUCGAAGGUGAAGCAGAUUCAUCUGAACGCGCAGAAGGACUGGAUCGAAUUCGUGAAUCUGAUUUCGAAGAUGCUGCUCGCGGUGUACCUGGUGAAGGAUCAUCACGUUUGGCUGUGUAAGGUGAAGCUGCUUUCCCACGACCCCAAACCGCUGAUCCAGUACAACUUGCGGUACAUGAUCGGCGGGAAUGUAUUUUCCGCCUUUUACCAGUGCUGCCUCACCCUGAGACACCACAAACAGUUGCGGAAGCUGGAGAAGGAGAUGGCAUUUUUGGAAAGGGAUGCGAUGUUCACGGAAAAACGAGUUCUGGACGAAAUGCUUGGCGGGACAAAUAAACCGGAUAUCAUCUCCAGCGAGCGGCGUGCUAAGUCCAAGGACUCCACGGCGCAAAGCGCCACCCCGGAUGCCGGACUAAAUAACACCAAGCUGUCGACUCCGAACACGAAAAAGAUCACGGAACUAGACGUGAUGCGGCUGGCGGACUACUCCGCGGAGCAAGCAAAGUUGGCGGCUUUCACCGGGAGGAUCAGCGGAGGACAGCCGGUUCUUGGGGGGAAAGUAGUUGCGUCCUCUGCGAGUUCUUCGAAAAACAAACCACCGAGGAAAGGGAGCUUGGACCUGCCGCCAGCGCUCGAGAGGAGAAGGUUUGAUGUGUGCUUUUCUUACCUGCUGCAUCUGAUACAUAGUGACCUCUGUUCUUCAUGAUGCAAUUGCCUGCCCGGGAGGAGGAGCAGAGUCAGGAUUUACCCCUACCUCUUGUCUUCUGCUUUCUGCUUCCGCCCUCGAUUGGAUUUUUUCUUCAAGAAUGAAAAGUUCCACCACGACAUCUAUCACAGCAUCAAUCUAUCGCAACAGGGGCUCCUCCCACACGGGCACGGGGGGUGGUGGCUACCGGACUGACAGCGAGGUCGGGUCCGCGCCCAACACGCCGCGCGACCAGCGCCAGCCGAUUCCCCUCCUCAAGCGGUCCCCUUCGAUCGGAAGUCGCGGCCGCGCUAGCUCCAUCAUCUCCAGCUCCCGGGCGGGCAACAACCAGAGCAGCAAAUCUAAACAAAAGCGGGAAGAACGGGAGUCGCUCGCAAGACUCCAGCUGCACCGCCGGUCCCUCGGGCUGUUGUCGAACGACAGCGCAUCCGUGCCAAAGUUGAAGCCGGCGGAUCUCGGUCCGUUCGCGUCCUCCGCCGCCGUAGUCGGCCAGGAUGACGACCUGGACAACGCACCGUCGUCGGCCCAAGACGACAACCAAGACGAGCUUUUUGUCGAGGAAAUCCGGUCGGCGCCCACGGAGGACGCGCGAAACGAUCUGUUGACGAUGGACAGACAAGAGGAGCUACGAAAGCAGAUGCUGUUCCACCGCGUGAAAAGGCGCGACUCUUUUCUUCUCUUCUUAAAGUCUCUGUUGCUGAUCGCGCAGGGACUGCACAAUUCCGGCUUGCACACUGUGCACGAUUUUCCGAUCGGGCUGCUGGGCGUGGUCAGCAGCAUGAUCGACAUGAGAAAUCUCUGGCCACCGAGACAGGCGGUUUGAUGCAGUAAAUGUAUAUUUUCCACCAUCACGAUAACUCUUUCAUCGUGGCUAGCCGUUGAUCGGUUGUUCUUUCCCGCAUGCAGUGUCGCCCACGGGCCACGAACUUUCUUUCAUGAAGUAAAUAGUGAACAAAUAAGUUUUCCGAGCUGCUUGUGCUACCGCCACGUCAUACAAAAAUGCAUAUAAGGACUCCACUUCCAAUUUUGCUUUUGCCCGGUCGGAAAUCGAUGAAU
This is a messenger RNA of Amoebophrya sp. A120, 2559 nucleotides long. Lineage: Eukaryota; Dinophyceae; Syndiniales; Amoebophryaceae. The record is from the annotation of a GenBank genome assembly.